AUGUCGUCCGAUAAUUCCUCCAAUUCGACUUUUUCGCCAGAGAAAGAAGAAACGGCGAACAAUCCAGCCGUCACCAAACCGGCGGAUUGUGCUCGAGCUGCACAACAAAGCUCUUCAUCGUGCAGCACUGCGCCAGAUGCUCUUGAUACGCAGAAGGACAGUCCCCGCUCUGAUGGGCCCAAGUCUGGUCAUGAGGGUUAUUCCCACCUCACCAAGUACGAUGUCGGGUGGCGACGCGUGGUGAGGCAUUUCAGUCCAUCGUGGUUUUCUGUUACCAUGGGCACGGGUAUCGUCGCCGUGCUUUUGAACAGCAUCCCAUUCAAGGCCCACUGGCUGUACUACCUCUCGAUCAUAUUUUUCAUCCUGAACGCCGUCCUGUUUGCGUCAGCCCUAUGCAUUUCAAUUCUGCGAUACUCACUGUAUCCGGAGAUAUGGUUUGCGAUGAUUCGGGACCCGGUGAACUCGCUCUUCCUGGGGACCAUGCCCAUGGGGUUAGCCACCCUUGUCGAGAUGUGGGUUUUUGUCUGUGUCCCGUCGUGGGGGCGCUGGGCGAAAAUCGUCGCGUGGGUGCUUUGGAUGAUUGACGCCGUUAUUGCCGUCGCAGUGACUGUUUUCCUUUCGUUUUUGCUUGUCUCCCGUGAUUAUAUCAAGUCGCUGGACAAGAUUACUGCGGCGCAGCUGCUGCCGAUUGCUGCUACUAUCGUUUCAGCAGGAUUGGGUUCCGAGGUUGCGGCGGUUCUAGAUAACAGCCAACAUGCCCUGGGGACGAUCAUGACUUGCUACGUGCUCUGGGGAAUGGGUGUCCCGCUCGCAGUGGCUGUCCUGGUCAUGUAUUAUCAGCGCCUCGCCGUCCACAAGUUGCCGCCCAGGGAGGUGAUUGUGAGCAGCUUUCUCCCUCUGGGUCCGCUGGGGUUUGGUGGAUUUGGCAUCAUGUACCUGGGCAAAGUGAGUCGGAACGUUUUCCAAGAGACCAACACUCUGGACCCGAUUGCCGGCAGUGUCCUCUACGUUCUCGGAUUUUUCAUUGCGACCAUAAUGUGGGGAUUUGGGCUGAUCUGGUUCUGUCUGGCGAUCGCUUCCAUCUACCAGAGCCGGCCCUUCCCAUUCAACAUGGGCUGGUGGGGGUUUACCUUUCCUCUGGGCGUGUUUUCAGCCAGCACGAUCCAGAUUGGGAACGAGAUGCCGUCGAAGUUCUUCAAGGUCCUGGGCACGGUCUUUGCCACGUCUGUUAUCCUGCUCUGGAUAUUUGUUGCUACGCGAACCGUCAAGGGGGCGUGGUCUGGCAAGCUUUUCUAUGCUCCGAUUAUGCCUCAUACAACGAGAGUUGAGUCUGAGGAUUUCCCUGAGGAUCACCCUUGA
Molecule: messenger RNA, 1359 nt
Organism: Rasamsonia emersonii CBS 393.64
Lineage: Eukaryota; Fungi; Ascomycota; Eurotiomycetes; Eurotiales; Trichocomaceae
Exons: 6
Coding region: 1-1359 (452 amino acids)
Biological process (GO): transmembrane transport; sulfite transmembrane transport
Cellular component (GO): plasma membrane
Molecular function (GO): sulfite transmembrane transporter activity
Source: RefSeq, a predicted model, not a curated record